AUGCCUUUUGAAAUGACGCGUUUCUAAUUAUUAUUUUCAAUUUGAAUAUUUUCCCAUGUUUCUAUGGAUGUGAAAUGCUGCUGAUUAAAAUCAAGAUUUACUUAUUUAGAUAAUGCUCAACACUGUACAUACACGCAUACAUAUACUAGUAAUUAAUGCAUUGCAAAUAUAGUAAUCAGGUAAAUAAUGUUCAUAGCAUUAUGUGAUCAAUAAAUGAUAAUACAUACAUACAUGUAUGUAAGUGUAAAAAUUAAAUCGUCGUUGUAACCAUGUAUUAAUAAAAACCGUUUGGAAUAACAGCUUCGUAGGUAACAGUUGUAUUGAGUACAAAGGGUUCUUUUCAAAGUUCACCUUGGAUGACGAUGGUACGACGUUUGUUAUCGUUUGUUAUCGUUUGUAAUAGUACUGUUCCCUCAGUGUUCUUAUCGUGCAGUUUUGUGCAUACUUCCGGUUACGACAAUCAUACAUAAUACAUAGAUAGAUAUGAAAUGUCUGGAUUAUAGAAAACAAAGAAUGUGUAAAAGUUACGUGGUGUCGAUCACUCUCAAAGAUGUUGGACAAGAGGCCAUAGCAUGAAAUAUAUUGGUAUAUUCGGAGCUUUGGUAUUUAUUUUGACCCUCGGUAAUCUCCAAUCGGUCACAAUAGUAAACCACCAUCCGGACGAAGAGUAUUUUUUGGAACAUGAAGUACUCUACGAGGAAGCAAUUGCUGAAGCAAAGAAGAUGGAAAUUUAUCCAGCACCAAUUCCAGGAUGCAAACCUUGUACGGAUUCGGAGAUGAUUUACUGUAAAGAUGGAAGCGUCAUAAGUGAUCAUUGUUGCUGUGAUGGCAGUUUUAACAAGGUGUUUCCCUUCGUCGAACACGCUUGUCACGUCGGACCAGAAGAAUGUAAAGUACGGGCCAAAGACUGUGCUGAGUACACAAGGCUACGGGAAUGUUGCUGUCAUUCCUAUUUAGCUUCUACUUCACAUUCAAAAUUAGCCAAGCAAUAAUCGGAUUCGAUUGCGGCGCAACCAACCCGAUCGUAUCGACAUAUUCUUUACUGGACACCGGGGAAUGCGACUUCCACCAUGCAGACGUUAGCAUAACCAACACCACAAUACGGCUACUACAAUUAG
Messenger RNA from Osmia lignaria (orchard mason bee), 1118 nucleotides. NCBI's taxonomy places the organism in Eukaryota, Metazoa, Arthropoda, Insecta, Hymenoptera, Megachilidae. The record is from RefSeq and is a predicted model, not a curated record.